AUGGAGGCGCCGGCGGCGGCUGGGGGCGGCGCGGGCCCCGGCGGCAGCAACGUCCCCGCCUUCCUCACCAAGCUGUGGACCCUGGUGGAGGAUCCCGACACCGACCCGCUCAUCUGCUGGAGCCCGAGUGGAAACAGCUUCCAUGUGUUUGACCAAGGCCAAUUUGCCAAGGAGGUGCUUCCAAAGUACUUCAAACAUAACAACAUGGCCAGCUUCGUGCGUCAGCUCAACAUGUAUGGCUUUCGAAAGGUGGUCCACAUUGAGCAGGGCGGUUUGGUGAAGCCAGAGAAGGACGAUACUGAAUUUCAACAUCCGUACUUCAUCCGAGGCCAGGAGCAGCUCCUGGAGAAUAUCAAGAGGAAAGUAACCAGCGUCUCCAGUAUAAAGAAUGAGGAUAUAAAGGUUCGUCAAGACAAUGUCACCAAGUUACUGACUGAUGUCCAGAUGAUGAAAGGAAAGCAAGAGAGCAUGGAUUCCAAAUUGAUAGCAAUGAAACAUGAGAAUGAGGCAUUGUGGAGGGAAGUGGCCAGCCUGAGGCAGAAGCAUGCCCAGCAGCAGAAAGUCGUCAAUAAGCUUAUCCAGUUCUUGAUUUCAUUGGUGCAGUCAAACCGUAUCCUUGGGGUGAAGAGAAAAAUCCCCCUGAUGUUGAACGACAGCAGUUCAGCACAUUCCAUGCCUAAAUACAGUCGACAGUACUCCCUGGAGCACGUCCACGGUUCAUCCCCAUACGCAGCUUCUUCCCCGGCAUACAGCGGCUCCAAUCUGUACUCCCCGGAUUCUUCAGCCAACUCUGGUCCCAUUAUCUCCGAUGUGACGGAACUAGCCCAGUCCAGCCCCUCAGCGUCCCCCAGUGGCAGUCUCGAUGAAAGGAGCAGCCCUGUGGUCCGUAUCAAAGAAGAGCCCCCCAGUCCCACCCCCAGCCCCCAGAUAGAGGAGGCCAGCCCUGGGAACCCUCCUGCUGUUGAAACCCCCCUGUCUCCCUCCACUUUCAUUGACUCCAUCCUCCAGGAGAAUGAACCCAGCACCACGGCCGCUGCCAGUGACAGCACCACGCAGCCUCAGCCCCCAGAAAAGUGCCUCAGCGUUGCCUGCCUCGACAAUUUGACUCGCACUCCGCAGAUGUCAGAAGUCACUCGUCUUUUCCCCAGUUCUUCCACUUCCUCACUUCAUUGCAGAUCACAGCAAGGGAGCGAGCUAAAUGACCAUCUGGAUACCAUUGAUUCCAACCUGGAUAACCUCCAAACCAUGCUGACCACGCACGGCUUCAGUGUAGACACUAGUGCUCUGCUGGACCUGUUUAGCCCUUCAAUGACGGUUACAGACAUGAACCUUCCUGACCUGGACAGCAGCCUUGCGAGCAUCCAGGAUCUCCUCUCAUCCCAGGAACAGCAGAAACCUGCUGAGACAGACGCCAGCACAACAGACAUGGGAAAGCAGCUGGUGCACUACACCGCUCAGCCCCUCUUUCUGGUGGACUCGAGCGCUGUCGACAUGGGGAGCGGAGACCUGCCCAUCUUCUUUGAGCUGGGGGAAGGGCCAUAUUUCACUGAUGGCGAAGAGUACUCGGAAGACCCCACCAUCUCUCUCCUGUCGGGGACUGAGCAGGCCAAACCCAAGGACCCUGCCGUAUCCUAAGGCUGAGUGCGAGAACACGCUCUAAAGGGAAAUCCAGCCACCAGCCUCCUUGCUUUGCACAGACAUUGAAAGCUCUGAACACCCUUCGGUCCAUGUUUGCUUCCCCCGGCACUGUGAGGAUUUCAUUUGUGUGUGUGCUUAAUGAGGUGUUUUGAAAUCUGCUUUAGGUUCUAGCCACCCGGUAUAGGGCUCCUCCAGGUUGGAAGUCUUGGGGGGCUGAGCAGUGCUGACCCCUGUGCUGUGGUUGUCAUCACACCGGCCAGAGAGGCUAGACAGGCACCGGGGCUUGGAUGUGCAGGCAGGAGAUCUGGGUGGUCACAGGAUAGCUAGUCACUAAGUGAGAUUGUGUUUCGUUCUGCACUCCAGGCGAGGAGGGUGGCCAUGCCCUACACAAGAUCCCAACAGUUGGCGAAGGUCGGCAGGCGCUUCGCCCCUGCCAUGGAGAUGGGGCGUGGCGGCAGGGCCGCACGAUGCUCCCGGGCAUGUAGAAGGGGUUGUGGGUUUGCGGCAGGGAAUACCCCCUCCCCCCAGUGAGGUGGACGUGGUGUUUUUUAAAGCUGGCGCUGAUGGGCUGGGUCCCUCGGUGGUCUCUGCCACGCAGUUGGCUCCCUGCUGCUCUGUGUGUGCGUGGCAGGACCCCUCGGCUCCCCCAGCCCAGCCACGGAGAAGCCGAACUUCCUC
Gopherus evgoodei (Goodes thornscrub tortoise) is the source of this 2316-nucleotide messenger RNA. It is a transcript of the gene HSF1, whose product is annotated as heat shock transcription factor 1. The transcript has 14 exons. Lineage: Eukaryota; Metazoa; Chordata; Testudines; Testudinidae. Gene Ontology annotation, biological process: regulation of DNA-templated transcription. Bases 1 to 1635 code for a protein of 544 amino acids. The record is from RefSeq and is a predicted model, not a curated record. Gene Ontology annotation, molecular function: DNA-binding transcription factor activity; sequence-specific DNA binding.